CCUAUUUCCUCUCUUCUCUGUUCUCUUUCCGUCGGCCCUCUCUCAGCCUCUCUGGCUCUCUUCCCUCUCUCCGGCGGCCGGCGUCAACGGCGGUGGAGAACGCAGGUGGAGGCGAAGCCGGCUUUCUCUCCUAGCGCCUCGAGGUCAGCUGGGUCGUGCAUGCGUGAGGUUGUAUCUCCAAUAUCUAUGUAUUCAUGGACGCGGGCAAGCUAGGCAAUGGGAGAGUGCACACGACGGGAGCCCCGGCAGCGAGCAUGGCCGCGACGGCGGUAGCAGCAGCAAGGAGGGGGGAAGGGAAGGUGGCGCUGGUUGCGGGUGCGACGGGGCUUGUGGGCCGGGAGCUAGUGAGAGCUCUGCUCCUCCCCAGCUCUGCAUGGAAGCUGGUGUAUGGCGUUGCUCGCAGGCCCCCGGAUGACGCCGACGAUGACGGUGAUAAUGAACGGUACCGGUUUCUGGCGUGCGACAUGCUCGACCGUGGGGAGACGAUGGAGAUGCUGUCGCCGCUGGCGGAGCAGGUGACGCACGUAUUCUGGGUGACCUGGGCGAGCCAGUUCCCCCUGGACACCCAGGAGUGCUGCGACCAGAACCGUGCCAUGCUCUCCAACGCCCUCGACGCCCUCCUUCUCCCUGUCCCCAGCCCUGCCAUCGCCCACCUGGCCCUGCAAACGGGCACCAUGCACUACGUCUCCGUCAAGCAGGCCGGCGGCGGCGGCUGCCAUGUUUAUUACGAGGAGGAGAGCCCGCGGGUGGGAGAGGAGGUCCGCAACUUCUACUACGCGCUGGAGGACCUCGUCAAGGACCGGCUGGGAGGUGGAAGCGACGGCGGCGGCGGCGGGAGGAGGAUCGCCAGAUGGUCGGUCCAUCGCCCGGGGCUGCUGCUGGGCUCCUCCCAGCGGUCCCACUUCAACCUGAUGGGGAGCCUUUGCGUGUACGCCAGCAUCUGCAGGCACCUGGGCCUCCCCUUCUACUUUCAUGGCCUCAGGCGUUGCUGGGAGGAGCCCUACAUGGAUGCCUCCGAUGCCCGGCUCGUCUCUAAACAGCAUCUUUGGUGGGCAUCGGUGGCAUCCGCUUCGUCGUCGUCGUCACCAUCAUCAUCAUCAUCAUUAGCAGCAGCUGCAGCAGAAGCAGACUGCCAGGCUUUCAAUGCGGUGAACGGCACCGCCUUCACAUGGAAGGAGGUCUGGCCGGCGCUGGCGGCCAAAUUCGGGCUUCCCUUGCAGGCUGAUGGCGGUGACGAGUUGGUGUCGGAGGAGACGAGCUACAGCAGGCUGAUGGGGGACAAGGGAGCGGCGUGGGAGGAGAUUGUGGCCAAGGAGAGUGAUCUGCGCCCCACCCGGAUGGACGACCUCGCCAACUGGGCCUUCCUCGACACCGUGUUCCGCUUCCCAGCGAAGAUGCUGGCCAGCUCCGGCAAGGCCCGCCGCCUCGGCUUCACCGCCACCUACACCACCUUGGAAUCUCUGCUCUACUGGGUAGACCGCAUGCGAGAGGAACGCCUCAUCCCUUCUUACUGAUUAAACUUUUCAUUGGAUUGGUUUCCUUUUAGUUAUCGAUCGUUCAUUCGUGUUAAAUCUGAUUCCAACUCCGGCCACCUUUCACCACCCUAGUCGGCAAAGGGUCUUCGAGACUUUGUGAGUCUCGAAGAAUACUUACAAAUGCCAAGAUAUAUCAUGUAUUAUGACUUUAUCAAGUAUUUUUAUCUUGUUGUUCGAGUCAUGCUAACAGCA
Messenger RNA from Phoenix dactylifera (date palm), 1727 nucleotides. NCBI's taxonomy places the organism in Eukaryota, Viridiplantae, Streptophyta, Magnoliopsida, Arecales, Arecaceae. The record is from RefSeq and is a predicted model, not a curated record.